Messenger RNA from Strongylus vulgaris, 423 nucleotides. Lineage: Eukaryota; Metazoa; Nematoda; Chromadorea; Rhabditida; Strongylidae. The record is from the annotation of a GenBank genome assembly.
AUGGAAAUGUUCGAAGAGAAACAGUUGAUGGCUGUGCAGAGUAUGCUGAGACAAGACAUCUUAGAGGAGAAGCGUCGCAUAGCUCGUCUAUGCUGGAAACUACGUCAAAAUAAGGUAGAAAAUAGCGAGCAUGUGGAAAUUCCAGAAGAACGUCCAGGGAGUGAUAUUCGCAAGGUAAAGGAGGAAGACUCGGAAGAGAGUAAGGUAGACAAUAGCGAGCAUGUGGAAAUUCCGGAAGAACGUCCAGGGAGUGAUAUUCGCAAAGUAAAGGAAGAAGACUCGGAAGAGGUCUGGCGUGAACGUUGUGUAUUGGAGGAAGCGGCAAGAGCUGCGCUAAUAGCGGAAAUUGUUCGCUUACGAAAUGACUGUGCUCUUCUACGUGCAAAGAUUGAACAAGCUGGACAAACACAGCUGUUCGUUAGU